Aspergillus alliaceus is the source of this 1146-nucleotide messenger RNA. RefSeq names its product nuclear pore complex component-domain-containing protein. Gene Ontology annotation, biological process: spindle pole body duplication; protein import into nucleus. The coding region runs from base 241 to 1065 and encodes 274 amino acids. Gene Ontology annotation, cellular component: nuclear outer membrane; nuclear pore transmembrane ring. The record is from RefSeq and is a predicted model, not a curated record. The transcript is spliced from 3 exons. NCBI's taxonomy places the organism in Eukaryota, Fungi, Ascomycota, Eurotiomycetes, Eurotiales, Aspergillaceae.
AAAACAAGCAAGUGUCCCACCACAGUAUCUGAAGAGCCCGUUGCGCUGUCCACCACGAUUUGACUAUGCCUCCUUCUGGGCUCUCUCAGUAACACCGGACUAAAUCAGCAUACACAAAUGCUCAGGUGACUUUUUCUCUCCCAUCGUCACACAGGUAAGUUAAGGUAAGUACUCAAGCACUCCUAAUUCACGGUUUCACUUUUUGCCUUUGUUCGCAUCCACACCUCUUUGUGUACAUCAAUGGCCUCCCUAUCUGCCCCCUCUACCCCUAGGGCGGCAUCUUCGCCUGCACCAACCUCAGAUGAGUCCCGGACGCCUGGGAAAUGGCGCCAUCCACAGUUGAAUGAAAUCGUUCGACGACAGAAUGCUGGAACAUUCGGGGAUCGCAAUAUCAAAAGGCUCGCGUGGAACGGUACUGCUCUAAUCGCAACUUGGGUGUUCGGAAACACCUUCAAGUCCUAUUCUCUUCGACUUCAAAAUUCGAGCCAGUACUCUACGUAUCCUGAUAUUUCCCUCCUUGUCUUGCAACUUGUCUUCGUUUUCAAUAUCCUCAUGGCACUGUACCCUCUCAUCCGACCAAAGGACAACCUCUCUGAUAUUCCCCUAACACCUACGCAACGUGCCCUAUUAGGACUUGAUCCCUCUGCUACACCGCCGCCAACGCCGGGGUCUACGUAUAUAACUCCACCAAAAUACCGGCUUUCUGGGUCGCGAGCAGCAAGUCCAGCCAGCAGAUGUGCAUCGCCUUUGUCGACAAGUGCCAGUGCUUCCGGACGUAGAGUGUCGUCGGGUGCAUUGUUCUCACCUUCAACAAGUCCAUUACUCCAUAAAGCAGUUUCAAACGGAGGAAGAGAUAGUGGGCGGAGACCGAGUUUCGGCUCUCCGUCACCACUUGGCCGGAGCUCACCUUUCAGAGAAUCAACUUUUAGAGAAUCAAGCCUGGGGUCGAGCCUGGGACCUGCGACUCCGUCGCCAGUGGGGGGUAAGCGUGUUAGCAUCGGGUUGAGUAACAAAUGGUUAUACGAGCGGAGCAGACGGCUGUCGGCAAGCAAUGGUAGUCUUUGAAUUGCUUUGGCUGGUGUUUGGUGCAAUCGGGGGAAGACAAAUCAUGUAUUCAUAUGCUUAUUUUAAGGGCGUUCAGCAAGC